ACAUAUUAUGGGUAAUAUAAACUCACUUUUCACAACGAAUCCGUCGGAAAUUCUGCCCGUGGAGGUAUAUCUCAACGAUUUGUCAUGUGAUGCAGUCGAAAAUCUUGGGAGCACCCGUUUCAUGAAAGUCGCUCGAGGAAGAACGCAUGAAGGCGUCUUUGUGUAUAAAGUAUUCGUUAGACAAGAUUUGGCGUCACUGGACCCGUUUCCACAGCGAAUUAUCGAUAUUCGGAAAGCGCUCAUGAAAAGUCCGAAUUGUUGUCCUAUCAAAAAGGUUCUUGUAAAACAAAAGUAUGCUGUAAUGGUCAGAGCUUUUCAAAAGCACACGCUCUUCGAUCGAUUGAGCACGAGGCCGUUCGUAGUGGAGGCAGAGAAAAUGUGGUACAUCUUCCUGCUCUUCAAGGCGCUGUCUCAAUGUGAAACCGCAGGAGUUUGCCACGGAGAUCUCAAAUCACAGAACGUGCUCAUCUCCUCCACAAACUGGCUACAAAUCACCGAUUUUGCGCCAUUCAAGCCAUGUUUUCUCACUCACGACAACCCAUCUUCAUUCACAUUUUUCUUCGACACGAGUCGUCGGCAGAGUUGCUAUAUUGCACCAGAACGAUUCAUUUCUGCUACGGAAUACGAUGAAAAACUUAGGGAUGGACAGGAUGAAUGGCUUUUCGGGUCGUUAACUCCGAAAAUGGACAUGUUCUCGGCUGGUUGCAUCGUCUUUGAGCUUCUCUGUGAUCGACCUCCAUUCACUUACAGCUCACUUUGUGAAUAUCGAUCUAUGAAUGAUGCUGAUGCCGGGAAUAUGCUUUUACGACUAAUUCAAGACGUUCCUGCUCCCUACCGCCCACUCCUCCGGCUUCUUCUCAAUCGAGACCCGUCAUUCCGUAUCUCAGCGAACGCAGUUCUCACCGGAGCCGCUCUCAAAUUCCCUCACAUCCUCGAGUCGUUCCUUUUCAAAUAUCUCGACCGGUUCCGACCGCUUUAUGGUACAUCAACGUCGUCCGAUCCGUCGACUGAUGAUUUCAGUCAGGCUUUAGAGUUUUCGUAUUUGGAGCCAGAUGAUGUGAUUACGAAGCUGAAACGGGAGAAGCAGUUGUGGUGGGCACGGCUAUCAGAGAAUGAUGAAUCGAAAUCAUUUGCAUUCCUCUUUGUAUCAUUGAUUACAGCAAAUCUGAGAGCUCUGAGAACAAUUCAGGGAAAAACUGAUGCCAUUCGAAUGCUCGUCGAACUAUCAACAAUAUCAGAUUCCAGCGUGGCCAUCGACAGGAUUCUUCCAUACUUUGUUCAUCUUUGGAUGGAUCCGGAAACUCAAGUUCGAGCGACAGCAGUCACAGCUGUUGCAGAACUUUUGGCUCCGAUUCAACCGAAAACUUAUGAGGAAUCACUGGUUUUUGUCGACUAUCUCUUCCCCCAUCUAAACUCAAUGUCCAACGAUUCGAUUGAUUCUCCCCAACACGUGCUCUUCGCAAUCGCAACAUCUCUCGGACAAUUUGCUGAUACUGCCUAUCGAUUCUACAUGGCUGGGCGAGAAAUCCGCCAAGCGACGAUGUAUGAUGACGAGGUCUCCACUGCCGGAGAGCAGCAGCAAAAUGAUGACGCCGGGGCGUUGCUCCACGGAGUUUCUGCAAUGUUCUCCGCGUUGUGUAGCAAGGAACCAAUGGUGAAGCGGUGUCUUGUGGAGAGCAAGUCGCUCAUAUUGCUCUAUCAUUUCUUUAUUAAAAUAGGAAACGACGAUACCCUGCUUCGAUUCCUGUGCACAUUUUUGAACGCGAAAACUGAAUGGCGGUUACGAGCAGCGUUCUUCGAUUCUCUUCCAGUUUGUGUUCAGAAGCGAAGUGAAGGAAUGGUGCCACUUCUGCAAUUGGGCCUUCAAGACGGCGAAGAGCACGUUGUAGUCCGUGCUUUAGGAUGUAUUCAUAUUUUGAUUAAAAACGAGAAUUUGGAUAAAAUGUCCGUGAAAAAGUUGUUAGAUGAUGUUCUGCCGUUUUUAGUUCAUCCAAAUGACUGGAUUCGCUCCACCGUUUGUGACAUUUUGCUAGCAAUCGAUUGUCAAUGGCAUAAUGCUGAAGUUCAUGUUAAGCUGAUUCCACUUGUGAGCCCAUUCGUUGAGGAAUCGAAGAGAGGAGUGCUUACCCUGAAGAGCAAGCCGGUUCUGAUGAGCCAGCUCGUCGACCCGAUCCCACGGACCACGUUCAAUCAGAUUAUAGAUCAAAGUUUGGAGAAUACCAAGCAAAUAACUAUGCUUUUAGAAAUCCAUUUCCAAACCGGCAAACCAUUCGAAGCGGGGGCUGGAUGGUUUAACACGAUUUUUCCGAAAAUCAAAACUGAAACGAAAGCGGGAGUUGUAGAGCAUAAUGAUUUGAAAGCUGCGUUAGAAGCCAGAAAACGGCUUACUGCGUCGGUUUAUUCGUUUAGGAAACUUUUUGAACGGAUGGCAGAGACAAGAAAUACCGCCGGAAUGGAAAUCUACUUGACUCGCCAACUCGGAACAAUUGAUCUCUCUUCAAUUGCUCACAGUCGAGUACGACGGAAAGAGUUCACCUAUGGAGGAGACGAAAGUGCGAUGAGCUCCAACUCCAAGCAUCUCACCGCUAUCAACAUUCCGAACCAUUCAACAGAACGACGUGACACUCUUUUGCUUGCUGGUGAAGUGGUCAUUGAAGAAGAACGAACUGUCACCAAUACACCGGCUCCUUAUUCUCCUGUCAAGAACACCACAUUCGAUAAUCAAGUGAACGAAAUGUUGGCUCAUCUCAACGAAUUGCACAUGAGAAAUGUGAAUUGUCGACCGAAACGUCCAUUGGCAGCCAGUGCAAGCCAUCCUGUGCUGAGUGCAUCGCCGUCUGCUGGCUCACUUGGCUCUUCGUCUAAUAAUAAUGUUAAAGGAAUAAUUAUUACGCAUCUUCACGAGCAUUCGGGAAAGAUCACAAAAUUGUGCGCCAACCGAGAAUCCGAUCUCUUUCUUAGUGGAUCUACGGAUGGGACUGUGAAAGUGUGGAAGACACGAUCAGUCCUCGGAGAAGGAUACGGGUCGGCGAGAAGUGAGGACACAUGGAUUCCAACCGAAACGAGUCGCGAGAAGGUGAACUCUGUCGGUUGGAACGAUCAAUUCGCAUGCUCAGCUACCAACGACGGUUUCGUCCGAUGGGCUGAUGUUGGACAAGGAUCCGCUCGAGUGGCGACGCAAGUCAGGAUUCCCGAUGCAGAAGGACCACCUGUGUAUCUCCAUUGCAAUGGUCCGAUGGCAAUCGUGAGAACACAUCACGGAGUGCUUUAUGGAAUUGAUUUGAGAGUCGGAGCUUCGGAAGGGCCACUCAAGCGACAUGAUAUCUGGAGAAAGAAGUUCCAAGAAUCUCACGGCCUCGUCACUUCAUCUGCUAUAGAUCCUUGGCAGCAAAGCUGGAUGGUCAUUGGCAAUAAUUCGGGACAGAAGAAUCUAGUUCUCUAUGAUUUACGAUUCAAGGAAGAGGUUCUCCGAUGGGAGUCUCCACAUCAGAAUACCCAGCCGAACAGAGUAUGGGCGAAUCCAGUAUCGCGGCAAGAGUGUCCCGAAGUUUUCGUUGGAUUCUCGAUGCAUGGCGAGAUUAGUACCUAUGAACUAAGUGCUCAACCUCUACGAAAACGAGUUUUCUGGACUGGAGGAGCUCCGAUUUUAAGUUAUAGUGCCGCGUCAAACGAUGCCCGGAAACAAGAUUCCCUUGCCACUCGAUCUCUAUGCGUUUGCGAGAAGACAGGCGUUGUCUACACAGGUGACACACGUGGAGCAAUCCGAAAAUGGAAUCCUACACGAGCUGUCGGCUGUGAAAUCAUCUCCGCCCCGCCGAAAGGACGUACCGCGUAUCGAACGAUCUUUGAGGAAAACGACACAUCAACAGCUCCAUCUGGAGCUUCGACAGAUCCAUUUGUAAUUUAUGAACGCACCGUGUUGGACACAGAAGCCAAGGAGAAUCAGAAAGUUGUUCCGUUAGAUUCAAAGCCAUCCACCUAUCACCGUACCCCGAUCACCGACAUGAUGCUUCUCAACUCUGAACUGCUCGUCUCUUCUGGCUACGAUGGUGUCAUCAAAAUUUGGAAAUAAUUGUAUUCAUUCUUCCUGUAAAUAUCAAUUGUACACUUGUUCCUAGUCUAAUAUGGGUUGAAGUCUAUUUAUAACUUCUUUUGCAAAAUUUUUGUGUACUCUACUUUAUUUUUACUUUACUUUACCAUUUUAUCAGCUCCCUUUUUCAUGAAUUUCUAAACUUU
Messenger RNA from Caenorhabditis elegans, 4236 nucleotides. RefSeq names its product non-specific serine/threonine protein kinase (gene vps-15). Gene Ontology annotation, cellular component: autophagosome. NCBI's taxonomy places the organism in Eukaryota, Metazoa, Nematoda, Chromadorea, Rhabditida, Rhabditidae. The record is from RefSeq and is marked reviewed. The transcript is spliced from 14 exons. Gene Ontology annotation, biological process: macroautophagy; late endosome to vacuole transport. The coding region runs from base 8 to 4072 and encodes 1354 amino acids. Gene Ontology annotation, molecular function: kinase activity; ATP binding; protein serine/threonine kinase activity.